GUGAUUUUAUUUUAUUUACGAUUAGUUUCGAUUAGUUUCAAUUUGGUUUUCAUUUGUAAAAAAUUGAAAAUCAGGUUCUCGAAAAAGUUUCGUUAAAAUAUAGGUGUUACCUAAUCCACAGAUGCAUGGGAGAUGUGUCCCUUCUGAUAAUUUAGCAAAGAACAAAAAUGAACAGAACUCCACAGCAGGUAGGAUGCAGUGAUUCUGGAUCGCAAGGCUAUGCACAGUGGCCUCUAAAUCCAUCAGCUUAUCAAAACACGGCAAAUGAUCAAGUUGAUUGGGCUGCAUUAGCACAGCAAUGGAUUAUCAUGAAAGAAGCCGGACCUCCAGUCCCAGAUCAAAUUGCAUCAACUGCUGUUCGUCCAUUGAUCGAAAAACAACCAAGCAAACAAAACUUAACCGAAGCUGGAGAAGCACCGAUGGACGUGGAAAACGAGAAAGAUGAACCAGUUCUUCCCCCAUGGAAUGAUAACAGUGUUUCAAGUGAUAGUUCAUGGAGUUGGAAUCAACAGCAACAACAGUGGAACUGGGCUAACACAUGGACCCCUCCUUCAGGUGUUCCACCUCCUGGUCCUCCACCUCUAAAGGCCCCAUUACUACCUACUCCCGCACCUUUUAAUCAAUACAAUUCUACAACUGAUUCGUCAGUAAAUGAAAAUUAUGGAGGUUACAGUACAGUGUCAAAUGAUUACACUACUGGCUAUUGGACAACAUCAAAUGCAGCUAAAAUAAAACCUCAUAAUAAACGUUACAGUAAAGUUAAUGUACCAAGGCCUGCACCUGUUAAUGCCCCUGAACCUGUUACUUUGGAUGCAAACAAACGUAAACAACUUCCAGCUUGGAUAAGAGAAGGAUUAGAAAAAAUGGAAAGGGACAAACAAAAAAUGCUUGAAAAGGAACGCGAACGAUUGGAAAGAGAACAACAAGUAGAAAAGACAACUGUUGAUCAAACUGAAGCCAUGGAAAUUAUAAGAUCAACAGUAAAACAAAAAGAAAGUAAAAGUAAAUUUGAGAGCGAUGAAGAGCCUUGUGAUCAUGAAAGUGAUGGUAAAAGAACUCCAGAAGUGCCAAAACUAUCCCAGGAAGACUUGAUGCUCAAAGUUCGACGUACAAUGACAGAGAUCUUGCUAAAGGUGACAAAUAAGCAAAUACUGGAAAUAUGUAAGGAAGAAUUGCAAAGACAUUUAAGAAAAAAUAAAGCAUCAGAUCAGAGCGUAUCCGCACCGAGCGGAACCAACAUUACGAACAGACUCGGACUUGGAAUGUAUGAAGACAUGGAAAGUAGCAGUGAUAACAGCAGCGACGAACAAGAAAGAAAAAGUUAUGAUUCAGAUACUGAACUAAAGAAUACUAUAAGGAAGAAAAAAGCAGAGUUUUCCAAGACAGAACGUCUUAUUGAAGAAAAAUUAUCGGCAGCCGAAAGAAACCGUGAUGAUAGCAGGGCUGGUACACCCAGAGACGACAUUAAUGAAUCACAGGUAGACGCAAACAAUCAAGGGUCUAAAAGAAGACCCAGUAAUGGUUCUGAUCGUCAGAAACGUUGCGUUUCAUCUCGCAGUUCGUCGACCUCUUCUUCUUCAUCCGUGAGCAAUGCUGAAAGCGAAAAAUUGAAACGACGUUCAACUCAAAGGAAGUCGACCAGAAGAAGCAGAUCAUCUUACGAAGCCAACAGCGAUUGCGGCGGAUAUUCUAGUAGUGAAAGCAGCAAGUCCCGAACUCCGGAAACAAGAUUCCAACGACAAAUAUCAAGAGAGAGCGAGAAAUCAAAACCUGAGCCAACCUCGAAUACAAAGCGUCGCCGAAAGCAAUCGAAGUCACCCGAUCGAAGACGAAAACAGUCGAAAUCGCCCGAUCGUCGGCGAAAACAAUCGAAAUCGCCUGGGAGACGUCGUUCGUCUUCGACGGAAAAGGUCGAAAAACGCAAACCAUCUUCACAUCGCAUCAAACAGCCUAACAGGCGAUCACGUUCUAUACGAUCUAGGUCAAAAGAUAGACGUUCAAGGUCAUCAUCGAUGAGAUCACGAAGAUCAGACUCUCAUUCACGUCACGCCCGUUCUAGAUCAAGAAAGAGAACAAGGACUCGAUCUAGAUCGAGGGAAUCGAAGCACUACAAACGUGAUUCUGGAUCGAAAUACGGUGGAAGAAGAUCGGAAGACAGAAAAUCGAGACGCACCAGGUCUAGAUCCAGAUCACGCAAUAGAAACGAUAGAACGAGAAGAAGGUCUUCGUCAAGACGCAGAUCACCUGUGUCGCGCAUCAGGUAUCACAGAUCUCGAACGCGAAGUCGCAGUAGGGGUAAGAGGUCAGAGAGACGUUGAGAAUGCUGCGAUAGUGUCAGCAGGUUGUGUAUUUUCAUUCUUUUUUUAUUUUACCAUUUGUGUGUUGGUAGAGGGCUGGUCUCCUAAAUACAAGGAACCUUACCAUUAGUCUUAAUUACCAUUCUAAUAAAUUAAUUGUUAUUAAAAUGUUCCGUGGUAAUAACUCACAAAAUAAUUGUGUGUGAUGAUCUUCAGAUGUCUUACGAUUUCUUAUGUGGUUGACGUAUUAAGAACAAAAAGUAUAAAUUACUAUUUAUUACUAAUCUUGGCAACUAAGACAAUGCGACGUUUAUUUAAAGAUUUCUGAAGAUUCCUACUUGCAAGAAAUAUGAUUUUAACAAGGUAAAUAGUGGUAAGGUUCCCUUUUUUGUAAAUAAUAACCAAGAUUUACAUAUUUCAGGAGUACCUAUCAUUAAUUAUUAAUUUUCUGAAAGCAAUAUUUUUUCUUUUUUUAUGAAUAGAUCGGAUUAACUAACAGUAAAAAUUAAAAACCCCACAUUUUGUCCCUAGGUGUUUUGCUUGCCUAAAUUUAGUGAAUUUAUUUUGAAGUGAUCUACACAAAAGUGUAAUAUUUAUUUAUUAAAAAAUCUUAAAACUUAGAGGCGUAAACAAAAGGAGCCAUGAGAGUGACCCCUCCUCAAAAAAAUAAAAUUGUACGAUAAAUCAAGUAGGUGUCCAGCUGGACGAACUGCGAGACUUUAAAAAAUGUAUUUAAUGGAAACCAUUGAGACUUUGUAAUUUUGUAAAUGAUGUGAAGAGGAAUCUUAAAAGCGUUUAUAAUUCAGGCAAACAAAUUCACGUAUUUAUACACAAAAAUAUGUGUAGUAAUGAUUUGUGUUUAACUUUUUUGGUAUGACUCCCACAGAAAAUGGUUAAAUACGCGCCUAGUAAAACAUUGAUAAUUAUUCGGCAAAGUAAUAUUUUUGUGUUUCUUCAUAUUAAAAAGUUUUGCUUUAAAAUUCCAAAUUUUAUUUUAAGUAAAAUUAAUUUGUGAUACCAAGGUAUUAGGACGUUGUUUAUAAAAAUUAAAUGGUGAGUUGAUUAUUGAUAUAUAUAGGAUUUAAUUAAUAAACUUCGAUCAUUUAGUUCAAAAUAAGCUAGUGAAAUUUUUGUCAUAAUAGUUUUCAGGAUUUAUUAAAUUAUGUAAAGCAAUUUUGUACAUAAAACUUUCUCUGAACACCUUGUAUAUAUUAAAAUAAUUUACAAUUAUGAAUUCAUAAAUUUGUUCUUUUUAGAAAAGUUUCAACAUAUUUCUUAGGUGAAAGUAUAAACCAGUGCCAUUCUAGGUCCAAUUCUCCAAUACAAACGUUUUAAAUGUGCAUAUUUAUAUAUUUCUUCUUGUUCAGGUUCGUAAAACAUUUGAAUUCAUCUUUCUUCCAAGCUGAAGAGGAGGUGCUAGUAAAGUUCUUACAUACUUCCUUUUUAUUACUUUAACAAUGAAUAUUUAUAUUUAAAGUUUUAAUUAAGUUGAAAUUUAUACUUAACAGAUUGGAAUCCGAUGUUUGUUGUCAAUAAUAAAAUUACAUAAUUGGAAAUAUA
Messenger RNA from Agrilus planipennis (emerald ash borer), 3857 nucleotides. Its product is annotated as arginine/serine-rich protein PNISR-like. Bases 168 to 2318 code for a protein of 716 amino acids. Gene Ontology annotation, cellular component: presynaptic active zone; nuclear speck. The record is from RefSeq and is a predicted model, not a curated record. Gene Ontology annotation, molecular function: RNA binding. The transcript has 11 exons. NCBI's taxonomy places the organism in Eukaryota, Metazoa, Arthropoda, Insecta, Coleoptera, Buprestidae.